This is a messenger RNA of Anoplopoma fimbria (sablefish), 5570 nucleotides long. It is a transcript of the gene eng, whose product is annotated as endoglin. The record is from RefSeq and is a predicted model, not a curated record. Lineage: Eukaryota; Metazoa; Chordata; Actinopteri; Perciformes; Anoplopomatidae. The transcript has 14 exons. The coding region runs from base 204 to 1895 and encodes 563 amino acids.
UGGAAAGUCCUGACAUCGUUACAUCGGCCACAUCCUCGUCCGUGGAUUACAAAGCAUACUUUAUUCAAGAAAGCCAACCUACCUGAAAAUCACUGCUGCUCUGCAUCCAGACGAGGACUCUUCAGCCUCUGCCCGAGUAGCUUCAUACCCCAGAGACCCAGACUCCGCUUCUAGCAACACUUUCGACCAUAAACUAAACAGAGAUGGAAGGUCACAUGGGGCGGUUUGCGCUUCUUCUAUGCAUCACUGUUGCAGCCUGUGCCUCAAGUCAGACGUGUGAUCCAAUGGAGGUUAAUGACAACCCAUGGGUCUACGUGAGAGAGAUGCUAAUUGGCUGCUGGAGCAGCUUCAUCAGAGAUGACAAGGCAGAGGUCCACAUCCUUAAACUGAACUUUGGCGCCAACGAUCCCAAGAUGUUCGACCUGAAGAUGACCAAUGCCAAGCCGAUGCACCUUAUCCUCUCCUCCCAAGAAAUAGCCUGGGCUGUAUGCAACAUCAGCACCGAUGUUAAAAUUUAUAUUACCAAUAACUCCACAAUUUCCGUUUUUGGCAAUAAGCAUCCCAUCCACAAGCAAGACUUCCCGACACAAGAUGAGGAGCUGGUCAAGUGGGCAAGACUGAAGUUUGGGGGUGUGACUUCAUUUACCACAGUCAGAAAUCUGCGAACGGUGUCAACAACUGGAACAAAAGGAACCCAACCUGGCUCUCCUGACUGCAUACUCAGAAAUGAAGAUGCAUUAGAGAAGCACUUUAUGAAGAUUGAAACAGCACCCGGGGCUACUUUGUUCAAAUCGUGCUCCCCAAAGGAACAGAACACCGGUGAUGAGGCUGAGCUUCACAUCAUAAACAUCCCGGAGAAUUUAACCACCCGCAAUGUAUCACUUCGCAUUGACGGCAAGAAGACCAGCGUGUUCCUGAGAGGCCCUCAGGGCACCACAUGGACCUUCAUCAACCCACAUCACACCCAGUUUGGUUCCAACAAUGACAUCCUGCUGCCCACCAUCACAGCCAGAAUCCCACCGUUAUUUACACUGGACAGCGACAAUGCAGAGGAUGUGCAAAGGAAGGCUUUAGAUCAUUUCAAAGCCAGUACUUUCACCAGCUACACUGAACUCAGACCAGAGGACUCUGUGGUUUCACUGGUUCUUGGAAAAAAAGACAACCCUGCAGAAGCAGCUCCAGCACCAGUCACUCCAGCUACGACUAAUGCCUCUCAUCAGAUGCCUCUGCUGAUGCAGCUGUACACCUCCCCAGACUACCGUUCUCCCCUGGACCCUAACACCAAGGUGCAGAGUGACAAGAGAAUUUAUGCCGAGAUUUCAGGGCACACUUUUGGAGAUAUCGUCUUGACCAUCAAGGUGAUCAGCUGCUUUGUGAGCUCCAUUGGCUCGUGCCCCGUAGUAAAAGAGCUGCCCUUCAUGUCAGAGGCCUGCCCCUUAAACUCUUGUCCCAACAGCACCCGACUCAGCUUCUCCUUAGAUCAGCUCCAAGAGCUCACGUCCACCACAUGGGACCUGGAAUGCUCUGUUAAACUUUGUCACAGUGAGAAAUGUGGUGAUGGAGGAAGAGUGAAGAGGAAUCUGGAGAUUACCCAGCCGUGUCCGCAAACACCAACCCAACCAUGCUUUGAUUUUGGCUUACCUGGUGUUCUGGGCAUUGCAUUUGGAGGGUUCCUGAUUGGAGUAGUACUUAUUGGAGCACUGUGGUUUAUCAAGAUUAAAACAGGGUACCCAACUGGACUGGACAUUAGCUCAACAGCAGCAAAUCUACCCGGAUGUCCCUGUUCAGGAGCAAAACGACAACCUGUCUCUACCAACCCUUCCCCCUCCGAGAACAGCAGCGCCAACGCAAGCAUCGGAAGCACCCAAAGCACACCGACAAGCAGCAUGGCAUGAGAUUAUGGUAAUCUCCACCACCAGCAGAGCCACCGUCUUCUUUCAAAGUCACCUAUAUGGGUUUUGUGCUUUUGUUUUCUUUAAUAAUGCUUAUAAAGCAUUUCUCCGUUCCCUGCCCCCCUUUCAAAUUCUCAUUUAAAAGCACAACCCACAUCUUUGACUUACCAAGCCUCGAAUGGAUGUGAUCUGGGAGUUUGUAAUGGUGGAUCGGAGGUGGGGGGGUGGGGGAGGCUGGGUGACGGAUGACAGAAGUCUAAUCAAUGGCCUCUGACGCUCACUUCUGCGGCCUCUCUGUAAAGUCAAGCUCCUAGACAGGAAGUUAAAGAGGGCAAGAGAAAAAAAAAUUGGCUCCCAGCAACAGGAAAAACAAACCAUAUCCCCCAAGAGCUAACAGGAAAUUCCCUGCAUUCCUUUCAAUGAAUUGUGCUUGUGUGAUGGCAACACAAUAAUAGUUAGACAGGAGACAAACCAGUCAAAAGACCGACUUGUUUUGCAUUCACAUCUAAGCUAUAAAAACAUGAAGGGCCAUUGGCUAUGUCAGUCCAGAACGUUAUCAACAACGUCUCUGAGACUGAAACGCUCAACAUGUUAGGAUCUCAAACCUGUCGAUGAAAUGCUCACUUAAAGGGGUAUUCGUCUUAAUUAGAGUGCAAGGUCAAUAGUUAACAGCUACCUCCUAUUAUUUAGAAGUCUGGCGUUAAGUUUAAACUUAAUGCUAGAUUUCACUGGUGAAUUGAUCUUACUUUCUGCCUUUUUCAAUUUUUGUUUUAUUCUGUGUCACUUUAGGCUUAUUUUGUAGUUGAUCUCUGGGUCAUUUGUAGCUCUCGACAACAAAGCCAUGGUGCCAUUUUCAUUCUAUCUGAUAGCUGUAUCAGAGCUUUCAUAUGAAAGUCAAGUUUUUUCCUUCCAGUGUUUAAUCUAUGUUUCUGAGAAUAUAUACAUGAAUUUCUAAUUACUCCACAGAACCAAUCCUAAAUUCUAUUUACGGCCUGAAGGACACAAUAAAUAAUGAACCAUUAGGGAAAAGAAGUUCUUCUAUUCAUGUGAACUGAGGAAUAAUCACUCUUGUAAUGUACAGUACAGCAUGCAGAGAUACAUGGCUGUAUCCAAAGCUGAGUAAUGUGCCAUUAAUGAGGAGUUAGUACCAAAACUCCCAUCAGUUCUCUUACAGCUACGCCCACAGGGUGGAGUUUCCCCAAAAUAGUCUCUCUGGAGGUGGAAUUCCAGUACUUUUCCUUUGCACAAUGUGCAUUUUCAGUCCGUCACAAUUGCCUGGCAAUUAGUUGUAACCAUUUUACCAUUCAUGUUAGUCUGUAACAUACAUAAUCAUAUACACAUUUUACUGAAUAUAUUGCAUGAAUGUAUUUUCAGACAGAUUGAAUCAUCCAUCUGAUGAACUAGAUGCCAAUUCUUAUGGUGUAAAAAACGUAAUACUCUUCCAAUAUUUGAAGAUCAAGACUUUAAACAAGUAUAAAGUUUCCAACCUGCCUGCUCAUUUUCAAUGAUUUGUAAUAUGUAGCCAGCCUCUAAAGAUGAGUGCACAAAAGGGAAAUCCUUUUUAGACCUCUGAUGGGUGUUAUGGGUCGAUGUAACCAAACUCCUAGUGACUUUUAUUCCUCGUGGGUGGAAAUUUUGGUACCAACAAUAGGCUUAUGACAAUGAACGUAACAUUUCAUAUGUUUCUUUCUUGCUCAGAAUAAAAUUAAAUCUGUGGGUUUGAGGUGAAUGUUUGUUUCAAACAAACUGGCUAUAAAACCUGAUAUCUAGGUGAAAACUUGGCAAACUCAGACAUGUGGGCUGUACAAAGGUAAUUUUGGUAUACAUCUAUCUAGUUCAGUUUGACUUUGAGUAUCGAGUCUAACACCUGCAAGCCCACUUCUCCCUGAAAUGUGCAGCUUUAAAAAGACUGCUUUAAAAAUUAAAUUCUAGCUUUAUUUCCAGCUGUCACAUGACGUGCCUAAUGAUAUGGAAACUGUCAUUUUAGAGGGAUGAAUUUCUAAUUCAAAUUAUUAUUAACUUCUGCUCUCUACAUUUGAUGGGCUGCAUCAGCCGCUGCAGUGCUAAUGCUAGACAGAAGCUGAAUAGAUGCAUAAUAAGGACUCAUAAGGGCUACAACUGUAGAGUGACGGUUGAUCCUUGAACCAAUAUUUGUUUCAAUGUACAAAUGUAAAUGUAAUUUCAAAAUUUAUCUCUUAAAAUAUUCCCAUGACGCGGUUUGUGGUAUAAGUAAGCAGUUUGUAUCUACAGUACAUAGCUUUGACACAAGCGCCACAAUUGUGAUGUUAAAACAUUUCUUUAUAUACAUUUGACAUAAUGACACUGAUUACUCUUACAUGCAUAUAUAUAAAUAUAUAUUCACACUCCCAAUAGUAACUUGCCUUCUGAUUUUGUUACAAUAAUUUAUUCACCUUCAAACCCUAAUCUCAAAAAAUAUUCAGCGUAUUCCAGAACUACUGUUUGUAAUCUGUCUCUUCAUUCUAUGUGAGCGAUGUAGCCUCUUACCACGUCUCUAUCUCAGUGUGUGCGCGCAUGUACGUUCCUCUGUGCAUGCCUGAUUUUCUUUUUGUAUUUUUGUAUAGACAGAGAACAAAAAGGGCCAGUACAGAUUGCCGCUUAAGUAUUUGUGCAAUAUGAUGAGGUAAACUUGUAUGUCUACUUGUAGGUUUUUUUUUACCAUGUAUUUUUGUGCGAAUGUUGUAUGAUGUUCUUAAUUUGAACCCUUUUUCUUAACAGGCUUUGUUCUUUUACGUAUUUGGAGAACUGGGACAAUUCCUAAUCAAGGCACUCAUCAAAUGCAUACAUUUAUUUUCUAUUGUUAUCUUAGUUUUUGUUAUUCUCAUAUAGAUUUGAGUUUUGAUUACAAUGUAGUCACAGACAGAAAGAUUGGUUCGUUGUUUUUUUACCCCUGUUUGACUUUUGUUCUAACCCUAAGAUUCCCCUGCUGUCCAAAAACAUGGCAUAUCUCUGCUGAUACUGACAUCCUGACAUUGUAUUUGUUCAUUGUACUAUCUUCAGUGGGUGUGAUGGGGAAGUACAUUCUGAAGGACAGAAUGUCUCGCCAGAGGAGCAUCUCAGCGAAAUAUUCAAAACUCCUCGAGUGCAAGGAACAUUCAAUCUUAAAACAUUAAAAAUGUGGUGGUUAUUGAGAAUUUUUUCAUUUCAUUUUCAGAUAUUUUUUUAAAUGUCAGGUAUUCCGUAGCUGUAAUAAACCAUCACGGUAACUGACAGAUUGUGUCUGAGCACUGACAGUAAAAUCAGACAGGCUGCCAGUUAAUUCACUUGUUAACCCUGCAGAUCCCUUCGUUACCUCUGACAACAGCUUCCUCCUCCACAGACGGUCUACACAGUUAACGAAAUAUGUGUGUGUCUCAGUGUGUGCACACAUACACAGUAUCUGUGUCUAUGUGUAGGUGUAUAAUAGAAACUAUGCCUACAUUUAUGUGAGCGGACCCUUGCUCCAGUCUCUUAACAAUGUCCAUAUUCUGAAUUUUUACCGAAGAAGCUGAAGCCAUAACAACGUGUCCGAAUGUCUGCUUUGAUUUAAUCAAGUAUAAAAUGCAGUGUUUCUUUCGUACCAUUUCAAAUGGGUCCAUUUCUUGAGAUAGUACUCAUCUGAUGUAAUUCUAUGUUGUCUCUGAAGAAAUAUAUGUUUUAUCUUAAUAAAGUGAAUAUGAC